GUGUUGACUCGCGGUAAACCUCCACAUCGGCGCGGCUUUGGCGGCUGGAGGAUAAACCAUAGAGGUCAGGUCGCCACUGGUUCCCGCACUGCCAGAUGAUCACACCGCGCACGGGCUGAGCGCUUCCAUUCCCUCUAAAGCAUCACUGCCGUCCGGAGGUGGAUCGCGUUCGCUGAACUUGACGUUGCUGAUACUCCUUCGCGCCACUUUUGAUCGUUCACGAGCAGAGCGUCUUUUUCGUUGGUUCGUGAACUUUUUUUUUCCGACUGCAGUUGAGUUUUCUUCUUAUCUUUUUCCGGAGAGGAAAUUGUGGUGAUCAGAAGAUGGAGCUGACCCGAGUAGUGUUCCUCCUGUCCCUGUGUAUGGCGGCAUGCCUCGCUGACCACGGAGUGGAGCCGCAGAGCGCCCGAGUCCGCCCUGCCGUCCUGGUGUACCCAGAAAACGUCACCAUCGCCUGGAAGGAAACAGCGACGUUUAAAUGCCAGGCAACCGGCAACCCGCCUCCUGCCAUCUUCUGGUACAAGGAGGGCAGCCAGAAUCUGCACUUCCCUGGAAAGACGGCAGGGCGCCUGCGCGUGACGAACAGCGGGGAGCUCGUCAUCAGACGCGUCAACAAGGAGGACCAGGGCUGGUACGUGUGCAAGGCGCUGAGCAUCUCGGGAAGCGUCACCGGGAAAACUUACCUCAGGGUGGACGACUCUAACCGUACCGAGUGUGAGGAGGUGGAGAUCCCGAUGUGCGUGGACCUGCCGUACAGCCUGACCAGCUACCCGAACUUCCUGGGGCACGCCGUGCAGGGCGAAGCCGCGCAGGACAUCCAGCGGUUCCACCCGCUGGCCAAGAUGCCGUGCUCUCCCGACAUCCUCAGCUUCAUCUGCACGCUGUACGCGCCACCCUGUGACAAGAAGGUAGGUGUUACGGACUGGUCAGUGGUCACGCUGUCGGGCUGGUCAGUGGUCACACUGUCGGGCUGGUCAGUGGUCACACUGUCGGGCUGGUCAGUGGUCACGCUGUCGGGCUGGUCAGUGACAGUGGUCACACUGUCGGGCUGGUCAGUGGUCACGCUGUCGGGCUGGUCAGUGGUCACGCUGUUGGGCUGGUCAGUGGUCACGCUGUCGGGCUGGUCAGUGGUCACUCUGUCGGGCUGGUCAGUGGUUACGCUGUCGGGCUGGUCAACCGCUGAAGGCGCCGCCCUGCCGCCGUGCCGCGAGUUCUGCCAGAGCAGCCGCCGCAGCUGUGAGAACCUCAUGAACAAGUUCGGCUUCCAAUGGCCACAGCAGCUCGAGUGCAGCCGGUUUCCUGAGGAGAACACCCGCGGGGGCUGCAUCAGUAAGGACACCAUGGUGCCUGCCGAGGUCACGCUGCUGCCAGUCAUCAACAACGAACCCGCACGUCCCCCCAAGAUCGCACCCACCUUCCCGAAAAAGCUGAUAGUCGGCGCGGGGAAGGAUUUCUCCCUGUUCUGUGAGGCUGACGGGAACCCGGAGCCACGCGUGCGCUGGAGACGGCAGAACACAACCCUGUAUCUGGACAACCCGCUCACCUUCAAGGAGCUGGACUAUGUGGAGGAGGGGACGUACGAGUGCGUGGCGUCAAGUUACGGCUUCGCUGACGUCACCAGGGAGAUCUUCAUCAACGUACAAGGCCGGCCGGUGGUGCGGCUAGGCGGGUCCUCCACCCUGGUAGUGAGGGAGGGAGACACCGCCAUCAUGGUGUGCGAGGUGCUAGCGGACCCGUCUCCUUACGUCAUCUGGGUCUGGAGAGAUGAGCACGGCGGAGAAAAGGUGCUAUCCGAGAAGGAGCGGUCGGACCGAGUGAAGAUCAUGCGGCAGGAGCUGGACGGAGUGACCACCAGCGUGCUGACCGUCUACAGCAUCCGCCUGCACCAGGCCGGGGACUACGUCUGCAAGGCUACCAACUCCUUCGGCUCCAACGAGCUCACUGUCACGCUGGAGAUGAAGGAGCAGCGAACCCGCACACGGGAGCCUAUCUACAUCCCUGCCUGUAGAGACAUGCAGUACAACCUGACUACCUACCCCAACAUCCUGGGUCAUAGGUCACAGGAGGAGGCCAGGCUGCACCUGCACAAGUUCAUGCCUCUACUCAACGUGCGAUGUUCACCUGAACUCAAGUACUUCCUGUGUAACCUUUACGCGCCGCCGUACGACGCGGAGAGCAGUUCCCGGGCCGUCAUCCCGCCCUGCCGCCCGCUGUGCGAGACGAGCCGCUCCGACUGCGCCAGGCUCAUGAACAAGUUCGGCUUCCCCUGGCCAGAACAACUUGACUGCUCCAGGUUCCCCCUGCCGGGCGGCAGUGAGCGGUGCAUCAACAGGGACCGCCUGGUGGCCUCCACAGCCGUGGCCGCUCCGCCGCUCACCGUGCUGGUCAAAGCCCCUCCCACCAUCCAGGCGACGUUUGGAGACUACAUCCACGCCAGGUCCGGACAGACCUUCCAGCUGGACUGUAUCGCGGAAGGCAACCCCAAGCCUUCCGUCAUGUGGCGACGUAAGGGCACGGAGGAGUACUUUAAGAACCCGCUGGCCUUCUCUAAGGUGGAGUACACGGCGGAAGGCGCGUACGAGUGCGUGGCGUCCAGCGCGCGCUUCCCGGAGGCCGUCAAGGAAACGUACAUCGACGUCAAAGGUAAACCCGAAGUGGACCGAGAGGGCCCACAUGCGGUCCGGGCGCGGGAGGGCUCUAUGGUGUCGCUAACGUGCCGGGUCACGGCGGACCCCCCUGCAGACCCCCCAGCGUGGUUCUCAAACGGACAGGAGGUCCGGCCCGAGGAUAACGGCAUGAAGGGCUGGGAGAUCAUCUACGAGACCGACCAGGACAAGACGAGGACGACGCUUUUCUUCGGCAACGUGACCCAGACGCACGCCGCCGUCUACACGUGCAGGGCCACUAACAAGUUCGGGUACGACCAGGAGACCUUCGACAUGCGGAUACAUGACCGCAGCAGACGGUGUGACCAGCUGACGGUGCCGCUGUGCCAGGGUCUGACCUACAACUCCACCCGCCUGCCCAACGGGCUCGGCCACGGGACGCAGGAGCAGGUCGGGCGGGAGCUGCACCGCUUCUGGCCGCUGGUGGAGAUAGAGUGCUCCCCCUUCUUCAGGAGUUUCCUGUGCACGCUGUACGCCCCUCCAUGCCGUGAGGACAACCCUGACGUCAUCCCGCCGUGCAAAGAGAUGUGUGAGAGCAGCUACAGCGGCUGCGCAGUGCUGAUGACGCAGUACGGCUACAGCUGGCCCGACAGCCUGAACUGUUCGCAGUUCCCGUCGUACUACGGGCAGCGGGAGUGUACGGGCUGGGCGCCGGACCUGGACUGGACGCCGAUCCCCGACACGGCCGAGCCGCCACCGCCCGUCAACAACGCCGUGCCGGAGGAUCAGGAGGAGGUUAUCCACGAUGAGCAGUACGCCUUACUAGGAAGAGCGUUGCCGACCUGUGAGCAGCUGGAGGACUGUGAUCUGGACUGCGAGUACGGCCCGAAGUUUGACGAGAACCAGUGUCCGAUCUGCGAGUGCGGCGACAACCCCUGCAAAGAGACGAGCUGCGGAGAGUACGAGGUGUGCGCCCUCCAGCCCAUCCAGUGCCUCCGGCCGCCGUGCUCUCCCCUACCGUACUGCAAGCCCGUCCCCUUCAGCACAAACCCCGAAAGGCAGAGUAUCUACUGGCUGGACCUGGAACCGUCUAGCAAGGGGCUGGACUCUGUGGACCAAUUGGACCGGUUCUUACAAAUGCUGGAGGAGAAAAACGCCACGAUUUUACAUGCGAUGAAGAUCCCAUCCUCGGCAUUCAUGGCAGUUGUCCAGGUGAACUCGGCGUCCACCGUUGACGUGGUGACGGCGCUGGACCAGGCGCAGGACGGCCUGAUGACGUCAGUACGCAGCACGCUCGUCGUGCCGUACGACAACUACUGGCGGGAGGUGUUCGGGUUCCGGGAACAGCCGGAGGAGGAUCACGAGGAGCUCAUCUCAACCUCCACGGACACCGAGACCGCCUGGCACUACUUCGUGGACUUCGUCCUCAAGCGCACAGACAUGCCGACCGGCCGGUUACGGGACCAGAUCCGCAUGGUGCAGACUCUGACUCAGGACGGGGUGCUGCUGGGCAACUACAAGAACGUCGGGGGGAACGAGGUGAGGCCGGGUAACCAGGGUUGUCCUCCGGUGUUGGAGCGCCGUCUGGCGACUUCCGUCACAUCUGCACCUAAACCUCGACCCGAAAGUUACCGGGUUAAUGACCCAGAGAACCCUGACCCCAUGGCGCCAGUGGUGGCGAUGCGCCGUGUGCGUGUGCGGAGCGUGGCCAGGUUCCUCCUGGCUCUCCUGCUGCUGUACGUACUGCGGGGUCUGCCGGCCUGGCUCGACUCGCACGCCGACAUGCAGCCGUGGAACCCUCGGCAGCCGGGGGUCCUUCAACCGGGGGACCUACAACAGGCGGACAUGCAGCCGGGGCUCCUGCAGCCACGGGUCCCCCCAUCGGCGCCACAGGAGGAGGAAAGGAGACGACAGGUGGAAGUCGAGGAGCCUAGUAGACAGGAUGUCGCGAAGGGGGCGGAGGUGGAGUUGGAAAAGAGAGCAAAUGUGAGUGAGCUGUGCCCGGCUGGAAGUUUCCGACUCGCCCGGAUGGAAUCCUGCAUGCCGUGGCUGGGGUGUGGGGAGAUCGCUGCCGAGGUGACGAUACGGGAGCUUUGCGACUGGGGAGGCGUGAAGAAGAUUUACAAAGCCACCUGGAGAGGUCACACCGUGGCGUACCUGAACCUGACCCGGAAGCACUUCCCCUGGAGGGACUUCUUCCUGAACCACGUGACGAUGCUGCAGCACCUGCAGAGUGGUCACGUGGUGCAGCUGGUGGGGUGGUGUAACACGACACUGGUGACGGAGUACCACAGACUCGGGUCGGCGGACAGGAUAGAGGCCGUGCUGAGCAGCGGGGAGUUCAGCAGGUUCGCUAGUUCACCUUUAUCCGGGGGAUCCGUUAUAUCCGCUAUGGUGGGGUGGUGUAACACGACACUGGUGACGGAGUACCACAGACUCGGGUCGGCAGACAGGAUAGAGGCCGUGCUGAGCAGCGGGGAGUUCAGCAGGUAUAACACCGUCCGGACGCGGUUCGGCUUGGCUCUAAGUUACGUCCAGACGAUGCACUACCUACACAACAGUCCUGUGGGCACGCGCGUCUUGUGCGACUCGAACAGACUCAAGAAAACUCUCUCCCAGUUCCUUAUCACGGAGGAGCUCAAACUCGUCUUAAACGAUCUGGAUUCUGUGCUCAAGGCGGACGUGGAAGACAAGCUGUUCAUGAGGUGCAACUUUAACAGAAUAGAUCACAAGUCCGAUUUUUCCGCCCCUGAACAGCGGAGCCCCUUCCAGAACGGGCGGCUGAAUUACUCCAGGAUGCCUUCGUAUGACGAGAAAAUGGAUAUAUGGAAAAUUCCGACAGUUGUGGACUACUUACUGGGGAAUGUGACUGGCAGCGAUGUCGUCAGGUUAAACCUGUUCAAUGUGCAUCGGAAGUGUAAAUACAAACACCCCAAGCAGCGGCCAAGCACCAGGAUAUUGCUGAAGGAAUACAAACGGGUUGGAAACAUGUUUUCUCUGAAUCCUGACUGA
Molecule: messenger RNA, 5618 nt
Organism: Branchiostoma floridae (Florida lancelet)
Lineage: Eukaryota; Metazoa; Chordata; Leptocardii; Amphioxiformes; Branchiostomatidae
Exons: 32
Coding region: 324-5618 (1764 amino acids)
Biological process (GO): protein O-linked glycosylation; carbohydrate phosphorylation
Cellular component (GO): endoplasmic reticulum membrane
Molecular function (GO): carbohydrate kinase activity; serine-type endopeptidase inhibitor activity; phosphotransferase activity, alcohol group as acceptor
Source: RefSeq, a predicted model, not a curated record